Molecule: messenger RNA, 2651 nt
Organism: Cloeon dipterum
Lineage: Eukaryota; Metazoa; Arthropoda; Insecta; Ephemeroptera; Baetidae
Product: P protein-like
Exons: 15
Coding region: 241-2511 (756 amino acids)
Biological process (GO): transmembrane transport
Cellular component (GO): membrane
Source: RefSeq, a predicted model, not a curated record
GAUGAGUUACAGAAACGGACAAGCGAGCAGACGGUCCGUGACAGUUUAACACUCGCCUCAAUACGAAUUCCGAAUUUUUCCGACUUCCGACAUCAUCCAAGUAUCUAUCCGCAACGUCUCCGUUUUCUUCUCUUUCUCAUUGCGGAAGGUAUCACCGUGCUUAAUAUUUUGUAGCUCUGUCAGCUGGCCGAAAAUGAUACCGAAAAUGAAUAUUAAAGCUUGCGUGAAGUAAUAGCAAAAAUGGAUACACCACUCCCCGACAAAUUGGUGCCGGGAAAUGUACCAGGUGAAUUCCGUGUAUUUGUCACACCCGCAUCACCUUCAGGAAAGUCUUAUGCUUCCUCCAAACUUGCAACACCUGCAUUUCCUGGAAGUCAUGUUAUGCUCAUGAACUCUGGCAUGAGCUUUCAAGUACUCUCAAAUCAAGAAUCUGAUGAACUGAACGAUACUGACCUGUAUGACUCUGUAACCAAAUUGGGUAAAAUAGGAAGGUACCUUAGGUUAACCUGCGUUCUCGGAAUUUGGCUGCUUUUCACGGUUAUAUUGAUGAUCAAAGGCGAAAAAGUUAACAACAUGCACCAGGUGUCCAUCCCGGCAGCUGCAUCAACAUGCUAUGAAAUUCAUGGUAUACCAAAUCGAGAUGUGAUAGAAGUCACUCUGGAAGGAUCAAUCAUGCCACACUACUUUGUCAACAUGAGCAGCCACAAGAUGACAGUUUGGAUUGAGCAGCACUUUGAAGUCCCAGAGGCUAGGAUAGGUGAAAUGUUUGCCCCAAGUUUCCGAAAGCGGCUCAGUGCAAAUUGGUCUGUACCUUUGGUGACUGAAAAUUUAAUAGGGGCAGUGCCAGAGCUUGUGCUGUCAACUAUAUUUCGUUUGGAAAACUUCAACAGGUUCAACACGGCUCGCCUAUUUGUCCAUUUGGAAAGCAACGUUAACGCCAGCUUGCCUGUUUCUAUUGGUUAUGAUAUUUCCCCAAUUGAUGAAACAGACGGAACAUUGUAUGCAGUUUUGGUUUUGAUUGGCCUUUACAUCCUUAUUAUAUUUGAGAUUGUGCACAGGACCUUAGCCGCCCUACUUGCCUCUACAAUGUCUGUCGCUAUAUUGGCUACCUUCAAUGAACGUCCAUCAAUGGCUGAGCUGAUGUCUUGGAUUGAUGUAGAAACUCUUCUGCUCUUGUACUCAAUGAUGGUGAUUGUAGCAAUCCUGACGGAAACUGGCGUGUUUGAUUAUCUGGCAGUACUUGCCUUCAAGAUCACUGGUGGCAAAGUGUGGCCUCUGAUCAAUACCCUGUGCUUGCUCACAGCACUUCUCUCUGCCUUCCUGGACAAUGUCACUGUAUCCCUUCUGAUGACACCUGUCACUAUAAGGCUGUGUGAGGUCAUGGAAUUAAAUGUCGUUCCUGUAUUGAUGGCCAUGGUCAUAUACUCAAACAUUGGUGGAACAGCAACAGCCGUUGGAGACCCUCCAAACGUCAUUAUUGCUUCUAAUGAACAUGUGAAAGCUGCAGGAAUUGACUUCACGCAAUACAUGAUGCACAUGACUGUUGGCGUUGCAAUCAUCAUGGUGACCACUUAUAUACAACUGAGGUUCAUCUACAGGAACAUCAGUGAUCUCAGAAUUCCUGAACCGCACGACAUCACAGAGCUGAAACAUGAAAUAGAAGUGUGGCAUCGUGCAGCUGCUUCCGUAUCCUCUUACUCCAAAGAUGAAGAUGCAGUUCGUGAGGCUUUGCUUAGCAGGGCUCAGAGACUGGAAAGUGAGCUUAGGAUUAAAAUGAAGGAAGUCAAUUCUUCUGAUGAGCACUACAAAAACACACUUGACGAACUCCAAAAGAAGUACCCAAUUAGAGACCCAGUGCUUCUGAUGAAGUCUGCGUGCACCAUGGCGUUUGUGAUUGUUGUCUUCUUCCUCCAUUCCAUUCCGGACCUCUCGUUGUCAUUGGGCUGGACAGCGCUAUUAGGGGCGACACUGCUGCUCAUUCUUGCAGACAAUGAGCAAAUGGAAGGAGUGCUGGCUCGAGUGGAAUGGUCAACCCUUCUCUUCUUUGCUGCCUUGUUUGUCUUGAUGGAAGCCUUGUCCAAGCUCGGACUGAUAGCCUGGAUUGGACGACAGACAGAAUACAUCAUUCUCUCAGUGGCUGAUGAAAAUAGCAGACUUGCAGUAGCUGUGCUUUUGGUUUUGUGGGUCUCUGCUAUUGCCUCUGCCUUUGUGGAUAACAUUCCUUUGACCACCAUGAUGAUAAAAAUCGUCACUUCAUUGAGCAGCAAUCUGUUGUUCAAACUACCUUUGCCACCUUUGGUUUGGGCGCUUUCAUUUGGAGCAUGCCUUGGCGGAAAUGGAACAUUAAUUGGAGCUUCUUCCAAUGUCGUUUGUGCUGGUGUUGCCGAGCAGCAUGGCUACAGCAUUACAUUUUUGGAAUUUUUCCGUGUCGGCUUUCCUGUGAUGUUAGUGAGUGUGAUUACUGCAAGUGGCUAUCUCCUGAUCUCCCAUGUCAUAAUUCAGUGGCAUUAAAUUGUGACUUCUAUAUAGCUGAACUUUUAUCGUCAGUUUGUGUUUAAGUUAACGUUAUUGAAAUUCCAAUGUGAUAUAUACUAAUUAUGAAGUGAUGCUAUAUUUACUAUAGCUGUAGUGUAAUUAAGUUGUAUCAGACC